Messenger RNA from Wyeomyia smithii (pitcher-plant mosquito), 5804 nucleotides. RefSeq names its product plasma membrane ascorbate-dependent reductase CYBRD1 (gene nemy). The transcript has 6 exons. The coding region runs from base 259 to 1116 and encodes 285 amino acids. Gene Ontology annotation, molecular function: oxidoreductase activity. The record is from RefSeq and is a predicted model, not a curated record. Lineage: Eukaryota; Metazoa; Arthropoda; Insecta; Diptera; Culicidae.
UUUCACAUGUUAUGUUCAGUAUCUGAUUUUCACUCGACGAGUAAGCAGAAGGAUAUCCUGGAGAAUAUAAAGAUCGUAGCAUUUUGUGUGCGCUUUAGAAAUAUUUUUCAUCAGAAGUAUCGUUGGAAAAUUGUUACUAGUUUGCAUACACCGCCCUCCACGUUGAUCGUAACCUAGUCGUGUUCAGUGCAACAAAACGAAGUGCACCGAUUUUCGAUUAUAUAGCGCAUUAGUAAGAUUAUCAAAAUAAAGUUUAAAAUGGAUGGUGCCACAGUGAGUCCUAUGCCCGAGGCUCCGCUCGCUAUGAUGGAAGUCGAAAAAACACCUCCUCGAAGCCCCAGCAAUCAUGACAUGCCUCCUCCGCCUGAUGAAAAACGCUAUGAUGAUGAUGACGAUCGCGUUUGGAACUGUGGAGCAUGGUUCGAGUACAUUUUAGUAGUGGUUGUUUCAUCGAUAUUACUCAUUGCCGCGUCGGUUUUGACAAUAUUCUGGGUUAUAUACUAUCGAAAAGGUAUCAAUAUGGACGAUCCCAAGCUACAAUUUAAUCUCCAUCCAGUUCUGAUGGUUGGCGGUUACAUUACUUUGUCUGGAUUCUCUAUAUUACUUUACCGUAUCUGCCGUUGUUGCUCUCAUCUUAUAGUCAAAUUGUGCCACACGUUUUUCCACGCAUGUUCUAUUCCUUGCAUUGUAAUUGGAUUUCUCGCGGUCUGGGACUCGCACAAUCAAACGAACAAUCCGAAUUUUUACUCGCUACAUUCCUGGCUUGGCUGCAUUACCAUGGGAUUGUUUGUUCUGCAGUUUGUAUUAGGAUUUUUCAGCUUCCUUAUUCUUCUCUGCUGUGAAAAUGCAACAUAUAAAUUUAGAUCUACAAUGGUUCCCAUCCAUGCCAGCUUUGGUGUUGUCACAUUCAUGCUUGCCAUCGCAACGGCGGUCACCGGCUUAACUCAAAAAGCUAUUUUCGAACUAGGUGACAGCUAUCCUAAAACAGUAGAGGAAGGAAUCAUUAUCAACUCUAUUGGCGUAGUUUUAACAGGUCUAGGUAUUAUCAUUCCAUUUGCUGUUAGACGUUCCAAUUCUCCAGCCAAUUGCAAAGUAUAUGUCACUGAGCGUAUAUAAAUUCUGAAAUUUACUUGCAUCUAGUAUAAGCCUGUGUUUAUGUUAGGCAUUGGUAAUUAGUUUAAUGCAUCGUUUUACUCUACAAUGUUGUAUUAUAAUUUAGCGAAUUUGAAUUUCUUCAACCGGUUAAAGCGUAUGAAUAAUUUAAAAAACUUCUUUGUAAAUUACUUUGCUUACAUGUUGAUUAUAUCAAGUAUUUUAAUAUUAAAACAUAAAACUAGAUAUCGUAAUUAGAUAAAUAAGAUAAUUAAACAAAAUCAACGAUAAAAUGACCAUGGGAAUCGUAAUUAUUUGAUAAUAAUUUUAAAGCGUUUUAACUGUUAAAACAUAUGUCAAGAGUUGUUGAUUUUCAAACUAUGAAGACACGAAUCAUAUUUCAUAAUAGUUUGCAUAUAACUAUCGAAACAAAACUAUUGCUAUAAUCGAUUAAAAACUCUUUUAAUGAAUCAUUCUGAAACAAAAGAGUAGGAACAAGUUAUGGCUGAGCUGCAUCCAUUAUUACGUGCCAAAUAAACUUUUAAACCAUAGUUCAAGUGAUUUUUUGUGCGAUGCUUUGCAUUAUUUACGAAAUCGAAUUCAUCUCAAUAGGAUGAAACAUUACAUAUUGUAACCCAUAGAGUAAGUUUACCACAAAAGAUCAAAAUUAUGGUCGCAGUGGUCCAAAUCUUACAAGAAACCCAUAGAGUAAAGUAGUUCUAAAAUUGCAAUUUUUAUUACAACAUGAAUGUUAAUCAAUGAAAUAAUGAUAUACAUACUUACAUAUAAGUAAUCGUGAAAAAGACGUAACGCUAAAGGUAACAUUUAUUGAAAUCGUAAGUCGUGAACAAGCAACUGAGAAUAAAUACAAAUAAUUUAUGAGCGUCUUAUAAGAAUCUCACAUAUAUUUUUUCUUACAAUAUAAAUGCAUUGAAAGCUAACCAAAUAACAACAUGAUGUGUUGGCUCAAGUUUCGCAUCUCUUUACUCAGCAACUAUUUUUCAAUUAUAAUGACAUUUCUUUGUGUUAUCACCAAUAUAUUUGUUUAUUUUGUUGUUUGCCCCCCCACAUUUGCAUUUCAUGUAGUACACCACAGGUAACACAGCAUUUUUAACAAAUUGUAGUUGGCUUGUUUGUUUAACCUAACUUAUUAGGGUUCAUACAACUAUAAAAUCACUGUGUAUCUGAAUAUGAGCAUGAUUGUGAAUAAAACCUAAAUCUAUAGAAACUGAUUAGAUUUUUUCGAAGAGGAAACGGGAUAAAUGGAAAAUUAUUACCAACCAAAGUAAAACAUAUACAACAUAGGUCGGCGUGCGGCCAAACCGUUUUUGUAAAAAUAUUGAAUUAUUAACACCAGUGGAUGUGAAAAUUAAUAAACUAUUAUUCGUGGAAAAAAGCGAAAUCAUUUGGACAUUUUUUCCAUUAUUCAUUAUUCUCGUGGAUGGCACCCUUCUGAAUGCGACACGAAUGAAAAUUAUUCUCAUGUUUGUCACCCACAAAAGGGUUUUCACAUUUCUUGAGUGCGUACAGCCACUUUUACUCACACCUGCAAGUACACCUAUCAAAAUUUUUGUUUUUUUUUAUUUUGUUUUAAUUCUUUUUGAAUACUAGAAUCCUUGAUAAUAAAAAUACCUUGCGGUAGAAAACACACGUUACAGCAAAUAAUCUAUCAUAACUCUCGUGAUAUUUUUUAUAUCAUAAAAAUAUGUUGGUAGUUUUGAAUGACAAUGAAUUUUACAAUUAUUGCACAAACAUCGGCGAAAAAUAACAACAGUAUAAGAAAAGAAAGCAACAACAUAAAAAAAAAUUAAAUGAAAUGAAUAAGCUGCAAUCAAUGCGUAAAACAAUUAUCAAAACAAUUAUUUUGAAAAUAUGAAAAAUACCGAAAAUUAAGCACCACAGUGGCAUAGAGACCAGAUUCUUGAGUAUUGAAUUGUUUUAUGAAAACUGUAAAUUACAUGGCAUACAACACAUAGGAUGACGGGGUUUCUUAAAUAUUUUUUUACUAUGUUUUUGUUUUGUUGAUUCAAGGAACUGAACAAACUUGGAGAUAACUGCAAAAAUUUAAUAUAUAAAACAAUUACUCAGGACAUUUCAUUAUUGAAAUUUGAUAUAAAUGUAUAUUUAUCUUCUAACCAAAGGGUCAACAGGAAAUUAAUUGCUAAUGAUUGAGCCUUAGAAUAUAAAAAAACACCGAUGGAAUUUCAUUCCGGAUCGCAACCACUAUGCUAUUUUGUAUUACUAUCAUUUGUUAUUUUUUUUUUCACAAAUUCCAAUUUUGCUUUUUUAUCGUAGCUAUAAAUUCCCCAUAUAAAAAUGAAAUAUAUUAAUGAUUUUAUUUGCCAAUCGCCUUCAUUUUUUCGCCGGACCAUGAAAUAUUUCGUUUUUAUUUUUCAUACAACUAGAAAUUAUCAUUCACUUAUAUAGAAUAUAAUGUUCUAUAAACCAAAUGACGCUUUUUAUAUUAAUAAAAUUUCUAAUAUACUCGAGAACAUUAUUUUUCGUUGCCCAAUUUUUAAUUCAUUCAUCAUUUGGCAUUGCAAUUGCCUGAAAUCAUUGCUAAAUAGAACCAAUAUUAAAACCAAAUAAAUCGUGAUUCCCACGUUCAGGUGAGUAAAACUUUAGAAAUUCUUUUGAUAUAUUUUAUGCACACAUGCCACAAUCGUGGGUUUAAUGUUUUUUAGAAUACGAACAAGCUUAACACAAUGCAGAGUUCCAUCGUAUUUUAAGUGUUUGUUUGGAUUUGUUGGCUCGCUUUGCUAAUCUUUGUCAAUGCUUUACUGUGGUGGAUCUUAAAGACUUUUGCAAACGAUUAAAAUUUUAUUUUUAGUUUAACCACAUAAUAUAUUUUAUAGCCUACAAUAAAUUUUAUAACCUACAGUAGUAACGUCGCUAUUGUUUCCAGUUAGUAGCUCAUACGGUUUGUUGAAACAGUAUAAUAAAACGAUUACAUCUAACAGGUGUAACUUUGGAGCAUCCUAGAACGCUGCUUAACAAGUGAAUAAAACCUGUACAAAAUCCAAUGAUGGUAGUGACAUUACGUUUUAUGGGAACAAACAUCUGCAUGUAAAAAUAUGGUUGCUAGUUUGGUUGUUUAUUAUGCAACCAUACGUUGACUUAGGCUUACAUAAUUAACUAUACAUUUUUGUUAUUUAAUCUCCUAAAUCUUAUUUAAUGAUUGAAAAAUGUUUUAAAACUAUCAAACGGUGCAGGAUAUGAAAAAACCCACCAAUUUUUACAUAGUCAUUUUCAUGGCUUGCUCAAAAAUGCAUUCAACAUAUUUUGAUAAAUAAUGUUUACCUUACUGUAAUUCAAGUAAGAUUUAUAUAUAUGCUCAAAAAUAAAAUACCAACUUACGUUUGGCAAAUUGAUAAUAUUUACACUCAAUUAAAAUUCUUCUUACUGAAUUGCAAUAAUAAAUAACACACUAACAUGAUAUAAGAAAGGCUCUGAUGAUUGAACCUUAUAAUGAAGUAUUUUAGACAUUUGUAGGUAUGUAUAUAAGUAGUAACUGGCAUCUAAAUCAUGUAAUAAAUGUAGUACGUUAUGAUUUAUUUAUUAAUAUAAAUUGAAUUCAUCAAACAUCAUGACUUGAGUUAUAUACUGCUAGUCAACUUAUAAUUUGAAAGAUAGCGCGAUUCUUAACGGCACAAGUUUUCCGUGCACAAGUUGAGAGUCUGAACUAAAACCAAUCAAACGCCAAAACUUUAAAAUAAGGGACUCUUUGUAUGAUGGAUUAAGGUUCAUUUUCUUCAGUAUGAUGCAGCUGUUGUAAUAUGCGCAAGCAUAUAAACAAGAUUCAAAAUUAUAGUUAUUUGUGUGUCGAACGGUUCACAUCCAGGAAGCAAGGCAGGUUCGUAGAUUGCUUUUUAUCACAAUUUGAAUUUGAAUGAUUGUUUUUCUUUAAUAUGCUUCAUUUAUAGUUUUCACUAAAAUUUCACAUUUGAUAUCUAACCCUGAAAAGAUAAUCAUAUUUUGAUAUGCGUAAAACGAUAAUCAUGCGUCAAAUUGACUCCCGACCUUAAAAUGAUUGAAAAUGCAACUUUUUCUUUAUAAAUAAUCGAUGAAUUAUCAUUACGGUGUUAACACAGCGAUAAAUAACAAAACCUAAAAUUUAGAUUUAAACUUUUCUUUUUUAAUUAAGAAAAAACUGACGCAUUAUCAGACGAAAAAAAGCAAUAUUGCCGAAAGCGAGGAGUCAAAUUGAAGCAGAGUAUCUUUCCAGGGCUAAAUACUACAAACUAUAAUACACACUUUUAUCAUAUUUGAUUUUACAUUUAUAUAAACUGUAAAUUGGCUUCUUCAAUCCUUGAUGUUGCUCUUUUAAAUUUCCUGACUUUUUUCAUGCUAGAAACUGAAUGAAAUAUUUAAUCCUGUUUGGCGAAACAUCCUAAAACUAAACACUUUAAUUAUUAAAUUUUAUUGAUUUCAUCCAGAGUUACACUAGUGCCACACGAAAUACUGUUAAUCUAAAAAAUUGUAUCUCAGAUCUUAAAAUGUUCUGCAAAUGAUUAAGAAUAUUUUGCAAAUCCAACGAAACUAUAUUGCAUAGUAGCCGUGUUUCACAAAAAUGCCGUGAAGAUUUUUUAUCAUGGUUUCUUUUAUUUUUUAUUUUUUUUUUUUGAAUUAUGAAACGACGUGAACAUUCCGUAGGAGUACUUUUUCUGUACUAAAUGUCAUGAUUAGAAAAUUCAAUGAUAAUGUAGAAGAAA